AUGGCAGACACGACUCUCCAGUCGUGGGAAUACCUCGAAACCCUCCCAGGCACCCAGUUCUACCGGCUGUACAGGUCGCCAUCGUCCGCUCUUGCAAUAUUCAGAAAGCGGUUGUCGGCACUAGCAAAGUCGUUUGUCAUGAUGCUGCUGUACAUGCCUCGACCUAUGUCGGUGAAGCAGCUCGAACUUUUCGUCAAGGAAGGCAGCCGUGGUGAACGUGAAUAUGCCUUGGAUUUAUUGCACCGGUACCACAUUUUUCGAGACGUCACGUUUGACUCGACGAAGGCAUAUGCUCUGACUCCAGACUUUGCAAAGUCACUGCGACGGGCUCUGACUGGCGCCGGGGAUAACCGGUCGUUUGGACAGCUGGCGAAGGUGCCUGAGCGAGACAGAGUCAGCAUUUCAGAGCUAGACGAAUACUCGCGCCAAAGAUGGGAAGGCAUAUUGGGCUACAUGGUCGGUUCAUCGGCGAUUCCGCUUCUGGAGAACGAACAGUCGGCAGCCAUCGAUCCGGCUCCCGGCGUCAUUGAACUUCUGAAGGCAGGGCACCUAAUCGAGGUGUCCGGUACCUACAGUCGAGGCGGCACCGCCAAGAUCACCAAGGAAGGAUUUGCAUUUGUGCUGCAAGAUAUCAACACGCAGGUGUGGGCACUGCUGUUCCUCUACGUUGACAACGCAGAGCUGCUGGAGAUGGACAAAGUCGACGUUCUGUCAUUCCUGUUCCUCGUCUCUUCCCUCGAGCUGGGCGUCACGUAUUCUACCUCCACGCUCGACGACACCCAGCAUCGAAUUCUGUCUGACCUGGUCUCUCUGGGUCUCGUCUACCAACCGGCCAUCGACGACGAAGGCACACCGGCGAACUACUUCUACCCGACUCGCCUAGCCACCACCCUGACCUCCGACUCGGCAACAACCCUCUCUGCCACCAACACCCAGGUCGGCACGUCGCUCUCUCAGCCCAGUACAAAUACCUCUACGGCCAACUCCACAGGAACCCAAAAGGGGUUUAUUAUUGUGGAAACAAACUACCGCGUCUACGCGUAUACGUCAUCGCCGCUCCAAAUCGCACUGCUCAGCCUAUUCAUCAACCUUCGCUCCCGGCACCCCAACCUUGUCACGGGCAAAAUGUCCAAAUCCAGCGUUCAGCGCGCCGUCCAAGCCGGCAUCACCGCCGAGCAGAUCAUCUCCUACCUGACUUCGCACGCCCAUCCCCAGAUGCGUCGCCACGCCGCCGCGGAACAAGCCGCCCUCCAGGCCAGGGGGAUCCAGACAUCGGAACAAAUCGCGCGAGCCGUGCCGAUCUUGCCGGCCACCAUCCUCGACCAGAUCCACCUUUGGCAGCUUGAGCGCGACCGAAUGACGACCACGCCGGGCUUCUUGUUCCGCGACUUUAGCACGCACGCCGAGUAUGAAGGGGUGGUGAGGUACGCGGACGAGACGGGCGUGUUGGUGUGGAAGGACGACGGGAAGAGGUUGUUCUUCGUCACGAGAUUGGAGGGUGUAAGGGGUUAUCUUGCGGAACGGAGGAACGCCGCAAAUGGAUAG
Molecule: messenger RNA, 1545 nt
Organism: Cladophialophora carrionii CBS 160.54
Lineage: Eukaryota; Fungi; Ascomycota; Eurotiomycetes; Chaetothyriales; Herpotrichiellaceae
Exons: 1
Coding region: 1-1545 (514 amino acids)
Biological process (GO): nucleotide-excision repair
Cellular component (GO): transcription factor TFIIH holo complex; transcription factor TFIIH core complex
Molecular function (GO): double-stranded DNA binding; ATPase activator activity
Source: RefSeq, a predicted model, not a curated record